This is a messenger RNA of Physeter macrocephalus (sperm whale), 3401 nucleotides long. RefSeq names its product proline rich 13 (gene PRR13). Lineage: Eukaryota; Metazoa; Chordata; Mammalia; Artiodactyla; Physeteridae. The coding region runs from base 131 to 616 and encodes 161 amino acids. The record is from RefSeq and is a predicted model, not a curated record. The transcript is spliced from 5 exons.
GGGUGACUAGGAAGUGAGAGUGGAGGCUGAAAAGAGGAGUCCGCCCAAGCAGUGGUGUAGAGGUGACGGGACGCCUGGAUUCCUCAGUUUCCUUCUUUUUCCAUUCCUGGGCUGGAGAAAAUACCUGAACAUGUGGAAUCCCAAUGCCGAGUUCACUGUCUCCCUUUCUCCCCCGCCCUGCCAGGGAUGUUACCUUUUCUCUCUCUUACGGCAGCCAGGGCCAUAUCCACACCCCCCUAACGUCGGGUACCCUGGAGGUUGCAAUCCUGCCCAUCCACCACCUGCCACCCCUGCCUUUCCUCCAGGCCCCUUUCCCACUCCCCCAGGAGCACCCCAGGGGAAUCCAGCCUUUCCCCCUGGUGGGCCCUGUCAUCCUGUGCCACAACCAGGGUAUCCAGGAUGCCAACCCUCAGGUCCCUACCCCCCUCCAUACCCACCACCUGCCCCUGGCAUGUGUCCUGUGAAUCCAUUGGCUCCUGGCAUGGUAGGACCAGGAAUGGUGAUUGACAAGAAGAUGCAAAAGAAAAUGAGAAAAGCUCAUAAAAAGAAGCAGAAACACCACAAACAUGGCAAGCAUUCCUCCUCCUCCUCCUCUUCCAGCAGUGACUCUGACUGAAUACAGGGCCUGGACCCUUCCCUCAAGUCUCUCCAGUUCUGCUCUCCCAUCAAGCUUCAGAUGCCAUCUUGUACUGGGGGAAAUUAGCCCUUGUGUCCCUCCCCCCACCACCCCUGCAAUCUAAGCCUCACUCGGCUGUUCAACCCUAACUGGCUAGGGAAAAUGGGAAAAGAAUUGCCAUGGGCUAGCAAAGGCCAUCUUGCCACUGCUUGGAUAGAACUUUUAGCUGGUGAAUUUUGCAGGAGAACUAUUUUUUGAAGAUGGUGAGAUUUGAGCUAAAUGCUGCAGACAAGUCUAAGAUCUGUAAAAUGUGAUUUUUAAAAUUUCUUUUGUAAUACUCAUGAUUGGGGAGAUGCUGUGGAAAUUUAAUUAUGGAAAGGAAAAAACGACCUGUACCUUUCUUGUAAUUGUGGCAUGCUUGGAUGAUUUAGUGGCAAAUAAACAUUUCCCAGCCGGCCUUUUAUUGAUUGCACUCACUUCAAGGCUGCUGGGAAGUGGAGUCCGUUUGGCUGAUGAGCUUUGCCAUUUUGGAAACUAAUCUCUACUCCUUAGCUCAGUAUGCUCUCUCAGGUCCUCCUCUCACUCUCCAACUCUCAGUCCAAAUAAAGCUGUUUCUCCUGGUCUCUGUUCACCUGUGCCAUUACCGUGGUUGGGUCUAGCACAUUCUACUACUUUUGCCUUCCAUGGACCCUUUAAAGUGCAUCAGUUUUAUGGUAAGGAACCAGAGCAUCAUCAGGAAGACAGCAUACUGUCCUUAUAUGUCUCUAGUGGGAGGAUCCUUCAGAAUUGGUUCAGGCUUAGUGGAAUGAAUCUUUACUGUCUUCCAUUUGAUGAAUGGAUAUAGGUCUUUAGCAUAAGUUUUCAUAUCUGCUACCAAGGUUCUCAACCCUGGCUGCCCAUCAGCUAUCAGAGAGUGAUUUAGGGCUUUGCCUGAAAGACUCUUGAUAAGGAUGGGGCCCAGCAAAUCAGGAUUUUUAAAACACUGUGGGUGAUUCUGAUGUACAGCUAGAACUGAGGGCCACUGGUUUACCAAAUGCCAUACAUGGUAUUACACAUUGGGUUCUCAAAGAUCUGUUGAGUAGAGGAAAAAGACAUCUAAGAGAACUAAUUAAUAUAGAUGCUAUAAAAUACCAGAGAUAUAUAAACCUAAAAAUAACUGGGAAGUGAAGGAGGAGUCAAAGAUGACUUCACAGGAAAAGUGACAUUUUACCUCUAGGGCCGUGAGUGGAGAAACAUGAGUACACAAAAAAAUGAAAGAAUAGAUCUACCAAGUGGAUGGCGGAGAAGGGCUGGGAAAGGCAUGUGCUUAGGUACAGGGUCUAAAGCUCCAUAGCAUGUUUGGGAAUCACAGGUAUCCCAAUGGAGCUAGAUUAAUUCCCUGGAAAAGUAGUAUUGAAGAAAUACUGUGUUCCGGGUGUUGAGGUACAAAGAUGAAUAAGACAGUCCCUGCUCUUCAUGGCCUGCAAGAGCUAAGGGAGCAGAUAGAUAUGUGAAUAUGUGAAUAGGUUAUUAUAAUACAGUAAAAGGGACCACAACAGAGACAGGGAUCAAGCAGUGGGGGAGCAAAGGAAGGAGUGACAGUGCCAGUAGGAAAUGAGUGAGGUCCUGGCUGGGCCUCAGGAUGCGGAGGAGGUUCCUAGUUGGUAAAUAACAUCAGCUAACACCAAGCAUUUAUCAUGUGCCAGGCACUAAGUGCUGUACAUUUAUAACUUGUGUUAAUCUUCCCAGCAACUCUUUGAGGUAGGUACUCUGCUUCCAUUUUGUGGAAGAAGAAAACUUCAGUCAGGAUUUGAACUCAGGCAGUGUGGCUCCUGUGUCUAUGCUUUUAACCCAGUGGAUUUCAGGCAGAAGAAGCAGUUUUGCAGAGGCACAGAGUUGUAAAAAGGUGUGGGAUGAAAGUUCAGGAAUUCCUGAGCCUGAGAUACCAUACAGGAGCCUGAAAGCAGGAAAUGAGGCUCUAGAUGGGUCUAGAGGAAGGAGUGGACUUGAGAGAUUUUACUGAGGUGGAACCCACAGGGCUUAGGGAUUGAGUGCGGGGCUUGAACAGGGAAGGAGUGUUUUUAGUUGGCUGGAUUGCAUAUACCACUUGUCCCUGGGGUGAGUUAUAUGAAAUAAAUGCUUAAAGUAAAUAUAUUAGAGCUAGCUUCUAAUUUUAUUAGGAAAUCCAAGACCAAGGCCUGUUUUCCAGUGUCCUGGAUUUGGGGGCCAUUCUAAUGUUUUUUUCCCAAUCAUACUCCGUUUUCAUUUACUCAUCAGCUCUUCCUUUUCGAGGAGGAGAGGGAGAUGUGGGCACAGGGGGAUUGUGAGGUGAAAGAGAAACAGAUGUUGACAAACAAACCACAAAUUAAGGAGAGAGAAUGAGAAGGGGCUCAAGGGGGAAAACACAAAGAGAAACAAAGAAAUUAGGGAGAAAAUUCACUGACCUCCUUCCCCAGUUUUAACCAUGGACAGCCCAUUUCUCCUUCCUGGCUUUUCUAAGUCACAUGCACAGCACCUUGCUGUUUUGCUAUUGUUGUUUCUCAAAAGUCUAUUAACUUUUUGAAAGCUAAAAGUAGUACAUGUACUUGGGGAAAAAUUGUAACAUUUUUAAUAGGAUGGUCAGUGAAAAGUAAGGUUCUCUUCUCAUUGCAGAUUUCCAGCUUCCUCCCCAAAGGCAACCAUGAUUACCAAAUUCUUUUGUAAACUUCCAGAGCUAUUCUGAACAUAGUUAAAUAUCCUUUCCCUUUCUAUUGUUCCUAUUGUUCCCUUACAUUGUUCCUAUUGCCCCUACCCCGACUUUAUAUCA